UCCCAAUUCUACCACUUACCCCUUCCCCUUACCCCUUCCCCUUUGUUUCGCGCGUUCACGUGAAGGGGUAGGGGUGUCUCAAUUCUCGUUUGGCUGGAGGGGAAGGGGGAGGGGGAAGGGCCAGGUAGCCCUUCAAACGAAGAUUUUUCGGGAGCACACUUCAGACGAAGGGUUAUAAUCAAUUUCCAACAUGGCCGAACGAGCGAACAGAGAAACCCAUAAAUGGACACCUGAGGAAACACGAAGGCUCAUACGUUUUCGUGCUGAAAACGAGCAGCGCUUCUUGCGAUCGAAAUACACUGCAAAACAACUUUGGGAGACACUUAUAAAAGACUUGGGUUUGGAGGGAAAGGUGACUGGCCAACAGGCAUCAAAGAAGUGGGAAAAUUUAAAGAAGAAAUACAAGGACCUUAAAACACCAAAAACUGGCUCUGGAACAGAUGCUGGAGAGGUAACUGCUUCUUCGUGGCAGUAUUUUGAAGAAAUGCAUGAGGUGUUGGGUUCCAGGCCUUCUAUAGAUCCUCCUGUGGUGGUUUCUUCAUUCACUGAUGAGGAACCCAUAACACUCACCAUGGAAAGUGUUGACUUCAGUGAAAUUCCUGCUGUCAGCACCACUGGACCACUGCCAAAUACAUCAGAAGAGACAGCCUCUUCUAGCACAGCAUCCUCCAUGAUGGUAGCAAGCCCCCCAACUCCAUCUCCCAAAAAAAGGAAAAGAAAAAGUAAUCCAAUUUUAGAUUUUUUAACUGAAGAGUCCAUCAAGGAACAGAAACGCCACGAAGAGAGUGAGGCCAAAACUGUGAGGUUUUUGGAUCUAUUUGAAAAAAUGAUAGACAAAUUAUAGUUGUCUUUUA
Paramisgurnus dabryanus is the source of this 854-nucleotide messenger RNA. NCBI's taxonomy places the organism in Eukaryota, Metazoa, Chordata, Actinopteri, Cypriniformes, Cobitidae. The record is from RefSeq and is a predicted model, not a curated record.